GGGAGGAGCGCAUCUGCGCUAGCGAUUCCAAUGGCGGGGCGCGUCUGCUUUGGCCGAAGCUGACGACGACGGCGGCAACAACAACAACGACUACGAGGAGGAAGGCGGAGGAGAGAACGAGAGGAGGAGGAGGAGAGAACGAUAACAAGAGGAGGAGGAGGAUCAUUGCCGCUCACCCUCACGACAGCGACGAUAACGACGACGACGAGGAGGUGGAGGAGCGGAGGCGGUGUUUGGCGACUGCCGGGCCGCAUGUGCGUGAGCGUCCUGUGCGCGCUGAGCGGGCGGCUGCGGCCCCGGGGGGACGAGGCCCCGGCCGGCGGGAUGGCCUGCAACGGCGUGGCGCGGAGCAGGUUCGAGAUGUUUUCAAAUGGUGGUGAUGAAGUCGCUAUUAACAGAAAGCUUCCUAAGGAGCUGCUGCUGAGGAUAUUCUCCUUCCUGGAUGUUGUUACCUUGUGCCGCUGUGCGCAGGUGUCCAGAGCAUGGAAUGUGCUGGCCCUUGAUGGAAGCAACUGGCAGAAGAUUGAUCUCUUCAACUUCCAAAGGGACAUUGAGGGUCGCGUGGUCGAGAACAUUUCCAAGAGGUGUGGCGGUUUUCUCAGGCAGCUGAGCUUACGAGGGUGCUUAGGCGUCGGGGACAGUGCUCUUCGGACAUUUUCGCAGAACUGCAGGAAUAUAGAAACACUCAGUCUUAACGGCUGCACAAAAAUUACAGACAACACGUGCGCCAGCCUUGGCAAGUUCUGCUCCAAGCUGAAGCAGCUGGACCUCACUUCCUGCACGGCCAUCACUAACCACUCACUCAAGGCUCUCAGUGAUGGGUGCAAAGGGCUGGAGCAUUUGAACGUGUCAUGGUGCGACCAAGUGACAGAGGACGGUAUUACUGCUCUGGCCAGGGAAUGUCACUCCAUGAAAGUGCUUCUGCUCAAAGGCUGCUACAUGGUGAAUGAUGUAUCGCUGAAGCAAAUAGGCAAGUACUGCCCUGAGCUGGUCACACUCAACCUGCAGAACUGUUCGCGUGUGACUGACGAUGGUGUCAUAACGGUUUGCCGUGGCUGCCACAAGCUGCAGUCUCUCUCCGUGUCAGGCUGCAACGCACUCACCGACGCCUUGCUCAAUGCUCUUGGCCACAACUGCUACCACCUACGGAUACUGGAGGUGGCCGGCUGCUCUCAGCUUUCUGACACAGGCUUUCAAAUGCUUGCCAGGAACUGUCAUGACCUGGAGAAGAUGGACUUGGAAGAGUGCAUCCAGAUAACUGAUGCUACACUCAUCCAGCUGUCCCUGCACUGUCCUCGACUGCAGGUGCUGAGCCUCUCUCACUGCGAGCUGAUCACGGAUGACGGGAUCCGGCACCUGGGAAAUGGGGCAUGCUCACACGAGCGCCUCACCGUGCUAGAGCUGGACAAUUGCCCCCUGGUGACGGACGCCUCUCUCGAGCAUCUCAAGGGCUGCCAGAGCCUGCAACGCGUAGAGCUCUACGACUGCCAGCAGAUAACGCGUGCCGGCAUCAAACGCCUGCGGGCUCAUUUGCCAGAAAUCAAGGUACACGCCUACUUUGCACCCAGCACCCCUCCUCAGGUGGCCCCUGGGCCACGUGCCCGCUUCUGCCGCUGCUGUGUGAUCCUCUGAUGGAUGGGCCUCACCCGUGCGCCUUAACACAGCCGCACCUAUGACUACUGCCUCCCAACACUUGCAGAUGACAGACCUACAUAAGGGGUAAUGUGUCAAAAUGGGAGAGAUAUUUAGCUCUUCUGGGACUGCUCAGUGCUUCCUGCUGCCUUUUUUUUACCUCCUUGUGGUAGAAAUACGGUUACGAGAGCACAGGCCCUGACGCUGAUGUAUCUUUCUCGAAAUUGUUACUGUCAUUGAAGUGCAUUCCGAGAUGGAAUAGUGGCGGCAGAAAUUGGUCUGAAGAAGUAUCAACAGGACUGUACUGACAUGCAGCAGUGACCCAUACAUAUACUCUGCAUAUGCAAACAGCUGAUUUGUCAAGUUUUUUUUUUAACUUGUGUUGCGCUUGGCUUUUGAGUUGUUUAUUUUCAAUGUGUUUGUUGCCAAAACUGCGAUGUUAGUAAUUGAGCAACCAAUAGACAUUUUGUCAAAAAAGGACUGAAGCUGGGCUUCGAGACAUUUCAUGCUGGAUAUUCUUACUUGGGACUGGAUAUAAAUCUUGGAGCCCUAAAUAAAAUCACAAAUUCCUGGUCUGAAAAUACCAAUUUCCAGAGCUGAUCACUUUAUAGUGAUCUCAGGUGAUCUCUUGUAUGAACUCAUAAAACAGUACAAGGUUUGAAUCGAAAACAAGCCUCGUCUGCGAAAGAAUCAAACAUCGUUAGAAAAAAGUUUACAAGGCCAUAACCAUCAUCUGCAAGAUUUGAAGCUACAUGGUGUAAUGCGUGGGAGCCCUGGGAAAAUGUUGGAAUGCACUGUUGUGGCACAGCUUAGUGCUUGCUUCAUGGAAGGUGCCACAGGAUGGUGUUACCCUCACCAGCAAUAAGGACUGAGUUUACACUUGUUAAACUCCAAGCGUACAGUAUUACUGGGCACGGCCACUUUGCAUUCACGGACAGGUGUGAUGGAAUCCUUUAUUUGUCCUUUUUUUGCUUCUUUUAUGCAUGUUAAUUACAGCGCUGAAUUCGGAUGGUUUAACUGUCACCAACAUACAACAUUAAAACAAAUAAAAGGUUAGAUUGUUUUGUAUAAGCUUCCAGUUUUAAUCCUAUGAUUACAGUUGUCACAACGUCAUCUUAAUAUUUUCAAACCAAGCGAGAUGGAUUAAAUUGUUAGGCUUCUCUCUUACCGUUAAAUUUAAUGCUAUUUACCAGCUGGUAUAGCUGUCCAGUGCAUAUAAAUAUUACUUCCGGCUUUGUGUUUUCCUAGACUUGCGAUUGGUGACAAGCUAUGUGUGCGUGUUUUUGAUGCCUUUAGAGCAAACUUCAGAAGUAGCUUAAGUAAUAAACGUUGGUCUUGACAACUUGAUAAAAUGCUUUUAGCCAUGACUACAUAAAGUUGCAAUUUAUAAACUAAAUGAAAACAGGGCUUUUUACGUGCACAAGAAUUAACCCCCAAAACUCAGUUUGCUACUAAUACAUCAUUAAACUAGUAACCAAUGGACUGACGCGUGUAGCUAUUUCAGUGGAAUUCAUGUUGUGUUAACGGUUUUCUUAGGAAAAUUAUUGUUAGAUUUUGUACAUGUAACAUUUGGUAUUCCUUCACAGUUUCAGCAUUCAUGAAGCUACAUAUAUUGUAAACUGUAAUUGCGUUUAUCAUUUGUAAAAAUAUGGGAUCCAAGUAUCGAAAUGUGUAAGGUGUUUGCUGUUGGCAAACGUUUGUGGGUUGCCCUCCAAGUGUAGUGUAUCACCAUGGCGAAGGUUAUGCCAGAAUUGAAAUCUGUCUCUUCACAGUGGUGCCCUUGGAUAGCUGAGCGAUUAAAUAAUUGCUCCAAGUAUAACUGGAUAAUUGCAAGCACUGAAAAUACAUUGGUGCAGAUUGACCGAUUUGUUAAAAGUUUCUAAAAAAAAACACUUGCAAUUUUUAUUUUUGGAAAUGCUUCAUGUUUGAUAACUAAUAUAUACAGGUGGUUUUAUUUUACAGUUAACUGGAUUCUAUAAAACCAAUGUAAUGUAUUCCCUACCAAAUUAAUUAGUUGUAACCAAAAUACACUUAAUACGUUAAUUUGACAUUGGUUGAAUGUGUUCAUUUUACAAAAGGGCAGACAUUGUAACCAAUAUGUUAAUAUGUAAAACAACGGUUAAGGGUGAUAAAUGAUUACAAAUUGUUCGACUUGCUCUAUACAUUUUAGUGCAAUUGCGGAUAAAAAAAAAUUUCUAAAAAUUCUCAAAAUCCGUGCUACGUUUUUGCACGCUCUUGACAUGCUUUUAUCUGCACUGCUGCAUGAUGGUGUGCUGGCUGCAGCAUUCAUAAAUUGUGAACAGCAUGUACCAACUGGAGAUGUGGACCACGUGGUGACAGCUUUAUUCAACAGGCAGUCUGAUGACAACAGUGUGAUGUGGCCAUUUGGAAAGCUAAUAUAUAUCUUUCCACCGGUCUCUAUGAGCACCCAGGAGGAACUAAACACAAACGGCCACCACAGAGGUUUGUGGUUGCAAUGUAAAUGAGAUGUAGAAAUAAUUGUAUUUUGUGCUUCUGUGUUUGCAUUAUGAGUUAAACAUAGUCGUACGUUUCCAGUGCUGUGACGUAUUUUACAGGAUGUCUUGAACUGUUGUGACAAUUACAUUAUGUCGCUUGCACUAAUGCCAAUCAUUGUAGCUUAUGAUAAAACAUGAUCAUCCUUAUUGUGUUGUAUAAUGUGGUAAAGACAUUUCUGGGAACUUGUCAGAAUGUCCAGUGUUUUGGAUUUCUGCAUAUGUAUGUGAAUAUUCAUGUAGUCACAUGCACACAAUAUGUGAGAAAAUACAGUUGUACCACUCUGGGUUCUGACAAUUGUGCAUUCUAUCAUUACAUCUUAGACCAUAUAGGAUGUGAAUAACAUAACAUUUGCAGUUAUGAUGACCACCAAUAGUUGUCAUGUAAAUUGGUCUUUAUAGACAUGUGGUCUCUAACUCACAGGGUUCCAUGUAAUGAGACUCCAUUUUCAGGAAUGAAUGGUUACGUUUCAUUGGAAGGUCUCAGGUUUUAUGGACCAACCUUGGCUCUAUGUGAUCCUAAAUCACAAUUUACAUAUACAAAGGCUUCAAUGGAGUUGACUCAAAGUUAUGUUGGCUGUUGUUUAUAAAAAGCCAAAGCGUAGAUUUAAUAAUUUGCCUUUUAUGUAAAAAAAAGAAAAAUGUACAACUCUUUGAUAAAUCAAAAUGUUUAAGACUUGGAAAAUAAGUUUAUGAUAACUAAAUACAAAAAAUACACCUUUAACUGGCUGACAAGUAUUAAUGGUACAUUUAGUUUAAAAUGUUUUAAAAUUGUGGAAAUUUGUUGUUCGUCACAAACUCUCUAUAUAAAAAAGCUCUAGCUGGCAGUGGAAUUGGUGUUUAUCUGAAGCUUUUGUUUUAUGUACAACACGAGUUGCAUCAAAGCACAAUGUUUCGCUCCUUAAGUAGUGCUGGUAUUCUGUUGGUAUGUACAAUACAUUCAUUUGCACAGUUUCAAUGAUUCUACAAAAAAUUCUAGAUAGAAUUUGUGACUAAGGAAGAUGGUCCUGUGUGAUGAACAUUCUAUUACAAUAUUUAUAUGCUGGUUUCAAACCUGCAUCAAACAGUUGGCUGCACUCUGGUGAUCAAGCUCGCUCACAAGGUAAAGCUGGACCUUUUUACCACCUCCCACAAUAAACAAAGUCCUUGACUUUGCUACCAAGCAGUUCGAGCAUCUCGAAGCAGUCCUGCUAUUAGGCUCUCAAAGCCAUAAUGAACAUUGUAACAUGAAUAGUCCAGGUUUUGUCAUGGCACGGCACAAGGGGGGUGUCAAAUGGUUUGUGAUGGAGGGGAUGAGGAUGUUGAAGGUGUGCGAGUGCAGCUGACUGAGCACCAUGGCUGUAAAGCUAACAGAAGUCACACAGGACAUGCCUCACUUUGAAGUCAUCAUUUCAAUAUGGUAUUUUAGGUUUACAUUCUCAGAUAUUACUACAGUACUGAUAACUCUUGAACGUAUUUGAGGUUUUUUUUCCUCCACUGCAAACGCCAGAAAAUAUAAGGGAGGGCAGGGCAGGAAACUACUGACAAAUCAGAGGAAAUAUGACAUUAAAAUUAUAUAAUACACAUUUUUUUGCGAACAGCAGUGACCAGUGAAUUUGCUUUUCACAUAGAAUUCUGCUCGAUGUCACAUGCCUACUUCCGUGGUAUUAAUCCAUAAAGCAAAAUUCAGAGCUUAAUAGUGUGAACAACUAAGUUUGUCAAUUACAAUAUUCAAGAUUCAUAAAUUAUAAUUACAAAUGUUUUCUCACCGCUUUUGAUGGAACUCUUCGAAAAUCGCAGUGGAACUGAGUAUUAAACAAAUAGUUUCCAAGUUAUAUAUCCUUUUUUCCCCUGGAAUUUAGCAUAUGCAGCAAUUCUAUUUUGAAGUACAAAAUAAUGCGCAAUUCCAGUCGGUGGUGUUGCAUUGUGAGAUGUUGGUGUGGUGUUGUAGGAUGGAUGGCUUUGGAGUUUGUUUUCAUGCUUACAUGUCAUAAGUAAACUUUUAGUUUUUCCCAAAAUUCUGUUGACCUGUGUAAUGUGUUAUUUUUAUCUGCUCAUUCUUGAUUUUACUACACUGGUGAUAGCUGUAUUUAUAUUUAUACAUUUUUGGAGUGCGGCGCUGUAAUAAGUAUACAGUAAAUGAUGUAUUUACAUGUAUGCAAGCACACUUUAAAAUACAUUGUAUUGAACAUUCAUUUUGGAGUGAUUUUGAUAUCAAAGUGAUUAAACUUUGUUAUUUUGUUGCAA
This is a messenger RNA of Petromyzon marinus (sea lamprey), 6371 nucleotides long. The record is from RefSeq and is a predicted model, not a curated record. NCBI's taxonomy places the organism in Eukaryota, Metazoa, Chordata, Hyperoartia, Petromyzontiformes, Petromyzontidae.